AUGGACGAGCCUGGCGAGGACUCCUGCUACGGUAUCCUGGGCGUGGAUCCCUCUGCCAGCUCUUCUGAGAUCCGGCAGGCCUACCGGAAGCUGGCGCUCGCGAAGCACCCGGACCGGGGCGGCGACCCCGCGGAGUUCGCGCGGCUGAGCAAGGCCUACGAGGUACUUUCUGACGCCAAGGCCCGUGCCAAGUAUGACGAAACCGGGCGUACAUCCAAGCUCACCGCAGAGGAAGAGUUCAUAGAGGCCUUCCGGGGCAAGCGGGAGGAGCCCGCUGCGGACCGUGAGCCGCCGCCGGAAGCCUCCCGCCGCUUCGCUUGGGAGCGCCCGGAGAGGGAGCGGCCGGGGCAGAGGCGCAGCGGCGGCGUGCACAGCUUCUCCGCAAAUGUGGGCUCACGGGCCGAAGGCUACAUCCGCACGGACAACCUGGCCAGUGCCGUGCGGGAGGCUGGCGAUGGCUUCUCCGUGGGCUCGCGGGUGCGGGUGGUGGGGCUCCAGCAGCAGCCCCAGCUGAACAACGUGCUGGGGGUCUUGGUGAAGUUCCACGGGGACCGCUGGCAGGUGCGCCUGGAGGGUGGCAUGGGGGACAAGCUGCUCCGGGCGAAGAACCUGGAGCCCACCGAGUCUGCCCGGGCCCAGCCCGAGCGGGAAAAGCGGCCGCCGAUGCCGCACAAGCAGCACGAGCGCCCGGAGCCGGAGCGGAGUGCGCGGCUCAGGCAGCCUGACUACUUCCGGGCGGAUGAGCGCCUCGCUGGUGAGAACUCCUUGCAGAUCUGCGGCAGUUGGAACCACUGGCGGCCGCAGGCCAUGGUGCUGGAGCCAAAGCGCCGGUGCCACAAGUUCACCGUGACCUUCGCCUCCGGCGCCCCCGAGAGCUUCCAGAUCUUCGGGCCUGGGGAGGGCCCCGAGCGGUGCCUGCACCCGGACCGCGGGGACGCGAGCCCCUUCGAGUUCCAUCGCCUCAUGGGGCCGGACGAGAACCGCGCGGGCCACAGCUGGACCAUCGGAGCCCAUCCGGAGGAUGACCAAGCCGUGGCUGGCGCCCGCUUCGAGGUGAUCCUCGUGUACGCCGCCAACGGCCGCCCAGAUCGCCUGGACUGGGUGCGCUUGAAUGCGCGGCCUGAGGCGCCGCCGGCGCCGGUGGCGCGACCCAAGCCCUACGGGGGCCUCACCAUGUCAGCCUUCCUGAUGGCGGCCAAGUCGGAUUGGUCGCAGAAGGACGACAUCACCUCGGUGUGCGAGCGCUUGGCCAAGAUCACGGUCACGGACCUCGGCGGACUGCUGCGCGCCGUCCAGUCCGAUGGCUCCGCCAACGUGAACCAGCGCUUCAAGUCUGUGGGGGAGAAGGUCUUCACGGACCAGACCAUGCGGCUGCUGCGGGACCACGCCAAGCGCGUCAGCGACCAGGAGGCCAAGCGCCUGGCGCCCCAGCCGAAGCCGGCGGCCAAGGGGAAGGCCUUCUCGGCGAAGCUGCCGCCGUUGCCCAGCCAGGAGUACCAGGUGGUCCACGACUUCGCCUUCGUGCGCUUGGAGCCGAACCUUCUGGGCUCCAUCUGCGGGAAGAAGCUGAAGGGCGACACCUUCCGGGCCUCCGAGGAGACCUGGGACGGCUGGGUGAAGCUCCAGGGCCAGCCGGGAUACGUCAUCAAGGACAUGGCGGGCAAGCAGAACAUCGGCCAAGUCUUAGCGGGCAUCGGCCGCUGUCUGCCGCUGGUGAUGGAGGAGGUUCAGGGCUCCGACGCGCCGCUGGUCUUCGAGGUGGUGUAUCAGCCCUUCGUGGCGGUGCGCAUUGGGCCGGAUAAGACGCGGCCGCUCCAGGGCACCCGGAAGUUCGGCGACAAAGUGCGCGCCGUGGGCCAGGCCUACGGGGGCUGGAUCCGGCUCUGCGCGGAGGAUGGCGGGGGCUACAUGUUGACCGCGGACCAGGAACUGGGGCAGCUCCUGAAGUGCAGGACCUUAGAGGAGAGGAAGGGCCAGGUGGCGGCGCUCCAGAGCGCCUCGCGGCAAAGAGACCCCGCCGCGCUGGCGGAAGCGGUGCAGGGCGCCAAGAAGUGCGGCGUGGGGGGCGCGGAGUUGGAGGCCGCGGAGGUGCAGCUGCGACGCCUCAAGCAGCGCGAGGCGCUGAGGAAGGAGUUGGUCCAGCGGGCGGCUGCGGCGAAGGAGGAGGGCCGGGAGGACCGCCUGCGCAAGUGCCUGCAAGAGGCUGAGGAGGAGGGCUUGGAGCAGGAGCGGCAGGCCAUGCAGCAGGCGCUGGACACCCUUGUGGCUUCCAAGGCGGAAACUCAGCGCGAGCACGACGUGCUGUUGGAGCAGCUUGCGCAGGCCGCAGCCAGUGGGGACGUGGCCGAGAUCAAGGCGGCGCGCAACGCGGCCAAGGCGGGAGGCGUGCCGAUGAAGGAGAUCGCGCGGAUCUUCGCGCUGAACCAGGGGGGCGCCUGA
Molecule: messenger RNA, 2439 nt
Organism: Effrenium voratum
Lineage: Eukaryota; Dinophyceae; Suessiales; Symbiodiniaceae
Source: the annotation of a GenBank genome assembly